AUUCAUUGCCGUACCGGGAAGAGCGUUGUUUACAAAUAACUUAAUAAUGUUGGGCGAACAUUAGAAAUAGUUGACUAAACUCUCGUAUUGAAUAUAACAGUUGAUUUUGUGAGCAGUUUGACGGUUUAGGCCGAACAUCACCGGUAUAAAUCCUCUAAAUGAGCUUUUUUUCAGAAGGAUUUCUUGAAAAGUGACCUGACCUGGUUCCAGUAGUUAAAACUGAAAGGAACAGUAAGAGAUCAAGCUCUGCCGGUACAUGCGGUUUGUUGACACGAGGAGAUAAAGCGGAGUGGCUGCAACAUACAAGUUUCACAGAGGGGUCGGCUGUGGGUAACUCUGCAGGACACAUGGCAGAGGAAGGCAACAAGUUAACGCUGAGGCGUCUGGAGGGACCCAUCAACAAGUUCAUUAAAGUAGCUCUGCCCACGGACUUGGACAGGCUGCAGAAACACCACGGCAACAUACUGAAGUAUCAACAGUGCCAGCAAUGGGAGCAUCUUCAUUACGAGCACAUAAACGCCAGCAGAACUGUUCAGCAACUCAGAGCAAACAUCAGAGAGAUGGAGAAGCUCUGCAGCCGAGUCCGUCCAGAAGACAGCGAAGCUCUUGAAGCGCUCGUCAAGCCAAUAAGGGACAGAGCGUCAGCCGCCGCACAGGACUUCCUGCUUCUGCACUCCAACCCACCUCCGCCUGUCCCUGCAGCACAACCGGCUGCAAGACCCUCCAUCACUCAGUCAAGCAGCUACCAUGAUGUUGAGGAGGCCAUCGAGGACUUGCUGUCGAACAGGCAAAUUCAGCUUCAGCUUCCCGAAAUCCCACUGGAUCAGAAUGCGGCUGAAUCCUGGGAUAACCUGGAGGAGGACCUAAAGGAGCUGAGCGGCUUAGUGACGGAGUUCUCUAUGCUCGUCCAUUCCCAGCAGGAGACGAUUGACAGCAUAGAGGACAACGUUGACGCAGCAGCAGUCAACGUGGAGGAGGGGACCAGGAACCUGGGGAAGGCGGUUGGCUACAAGCUGGCUAUGCUGCCAGUCGCCGCGGCUCUGCUGGGCGGUGCAUUAGGAGGUCCUCUCGGCCUGCUGGUUGGAUUCAAAGCUGCCGGGGUGGCUGCUCUGGGAGGGAGCGCCCUCGGCUUUGCAGGCGGUAACCUGGUCCGCAAACACCGCCAAGCUCAAGUGGACCAAGGGAUGGAACGACUGACGCUGAAAGAAGGGGAACAACCUGAGAGAAAUAAGGACAAAUGACCCACAAGAUUUCUCUAUGUGGACUGAAGAGACUCGGCGUUAGACAAUGUGUGCACUUUGACCUGAUGUUAUUAGGAGUUGAAGUUCUGGAGCUUCAUGUUCUCUCAUCAUCAGAAGGAAUAACUCGCUGUAGAUAUUUUUAUUUAUAUUUGUCCCAGAGUGGACUACAAAAAAAAAAAAAAAACACACAACUUCAAUUAAUUUUUUAAAACAUUAACUGAGCACAAAAAUUAACUUUUUU
Molecule: messenger RNA, 1482 nt
Organism: Cyprinodon tularosa
Lineage: Eukaryota; Metazoa; Chordata; Actinopteri; Cyprinodontiformes; Cyprinodontidae
Gene: stx17
Product: syntaxin 17
Exons: 8
Coding region: 348-1241 (297 amino acids)
Biological process (GO): intracellular protein transport; exocytosis; vesicle fusion
Cellular component (GO): endomembrane system; SNARE complex; autophagosome membrane
Molecular function (GO): SNAP receptor activity; SNARE binding
Source: RefSeq, a predicted model, not a curated record